GCUCUUCAGUUAGUUUGGUUUGACGGUUCGCUGGCUGGCUGGUUGGUUGCUUGGCUUAUUGGCUCACAGACUGGUUACGCGAAGCGAAGUGAAGUUGAUGCGAUUUAUUUGUUGUUUGUUGCCAAACGAAUGCGGUGAACUACCAGCGUUGAGUGCUGUGCUGUGCCGAGCGCUAUGCGGAGCUGAGUUGAACUCUGUGAGCCGCAAAUGUAGCCGUGAAAUCUGGUGAAUGUCGUGUGUCUUCAACAGCCACUGACGGCACUACUAACCGAUUUAAAAGUUCACCGCUCAAGUGUCUGUGCGUGCGUGUGUAUGUGUGCUGGUCGCUGCUGGCGCCGUCGAGAUUUGAAAUUCUAUGACCGAUUGUGGAAGCAAAGCGUUUUGUGAAAAGUGGAGUUAUAGCAAAAAAGUAGCAAACUUCAGUGAGUCGAAAAGAGCUUUGCGAGCUGGUGAUUUAAAGAAAGAAUAUUAAAUAAGUAAUAUCACCAAAUAGUAAAGAAAAUAUGCUUUAAGUCUAAAUCACAAAAUAAUACUAAAAGCACAAAUAGCUGCAAAUCACUUCUGCACCCAAAAGCAUGCAAAUUUGGUGUUCGUGAUGCAACAUAUAAAAUCAAAGUUGUGUGGUGUGGCAAAAGAAAUAUAUAUAAUAUAUAUUUAUAUGAUAUAUGCAGCAAUUCAGUAAAUGACAAAAAAAUCGAAUAAAAUGGCUCGAAUGCAACAACAUGUGACAACGCCUAAAAACAUGCAACGAAAAAGAGGAGUUACAAAAAUCUGACCUUGCGUCAGUUGCUAUGCAAUUCACCAAAUAAAAAUGCAUGUGCGUGUGUGAAAAUAUAAGUUUUAGGAAACAAUUGUAGUAAAUAAUAAUAAAAAUAUUUUUUCAAUAAACAAUAAUGCUAAAUGACAGUAAAGUUUUUCAAUUGCUUAGUGCUUAGUAUUGGCUUAGUUUAUAGCGUGUUGGCGCGACACCUAGACAUUUUCGAAAUUCCGACACUGUUGCUUGAUUGCUAAGGAUUAAAUCUAUAAUAUAUACAGUUAAUAAAACUGUACACAAAUUAAAAAAAAUUUCAAAUAAUAAAUUAUAAAUAAUAGUGCGCACUUAGCUUUUAAUAAAUUGCGCAACUGCUGUGAUAACAAGUGGCUUAUAUGAAUACAAAUAGUAAAUUUCAAAGCAAUUUCGGUUAAGUACAUCAAAAGAAAAAUUUUCGGAAAGUAAAAGCAGCUUCAUAAUAAAAAUUAAAUACGCACAAAUGUUACAGAAAUUUUAUUCACUGCUACAACAAAAUAAGCUUAAUGCAUAUACGCCCAUAAAUAUGCUAUAAAAAUAUGAUAAAAAUAUAUAUUUUGAUAACUGUGUGCUGAAAAAAAUAAUAGCACCAAGAAAAAAUAUCAGUGAAAUAAGCACGCUGAACGUUAACUGCCAGUAAACAUUCCAUUAUACUAAAAAAAACGAAUACUUUAAACUAGAAAGCUUCAUGACAACUAAAAUAACAAAGUAUUUACAAGGAAACUAAAAUUUAUGUGAUGCUAGUGUAUGCUAAGUAUACAAAACGUAUUUUUGGGAAACUCACCACACUGUGGUGAAAAAGUUUUUUUACGCGCAAAAGCAAAAAAAUGAACUUGCUUUGUGUUUUAAAUAUAAUGUUUUACAUUUAGACUUCGCUUAUAAGUUCAAUGCUCAUCAAAAAAUGCUGAACAAGUUUAAUUACGCUUUAAUUAGUGCAAUAGUAAAUAUGGAAUAACAAUUAUCAACUCCGUGACAUGAAAAAUAAGCUUUGACAAAUUUUACAUAGUGGUAAAGUCAUAAUUUAGAGAUCUCGCUGCAAAAAUGGUUGUUUGUUUUUUAGAAACUCCGUUUACAAUAUUUAUAUUAUGUGGAGGAGCACAAAUUGCAUAUAUUGCACUCAAGAGUAACGCACAUAGAGCAUUUUUAAAAUUUCACCACAAACGUGGGAAUAAAUAUCUAUUUUAUAACAAGUUUGCAAACACCAGAAAUGCUAUAUUAAAUACGCAUAAAGUAUAACACUGAACAUUUUUAAAACUCACCACGAUGUUUUGAAAUAUAAAUAUGUAUAUACAGAAGUCAGCAAAUAAUAGAGGUCAAGUUACUUUUCCCGAAAAUUAUACAAAAAGUUAGUAGAAAAGUUAGUUAAACUAAUUACCAUUUUGUGGUGAAUUUGAAAUGAAUUUGUGAAUUCUGAUAUCAAACUUGAAAACGCAUAAAGAAAUAAGCGACGCAAUUAACACAUUUCAAUUUAAUGGCUAAAUAUAAUAAGCAAACUUCGAAACGGUUUCAAAAACACUUUCGAAAGCAAUCAGCAACAAGACAUUACUAAAAAAGAUAACCACUUAUACUACUCGAAACUUACUACUGAAAAAUUAUUUAAAAAUCAGCACAAUUGCUUGAUAAUAAGUAUAAACAAGCAGAAAUAUCAAAGCGCAACUUUUAACGCACAGCACUACAAAAGCAACAAACAAUUAAAAACUCACCACACCUGUAUUCUAAGAUAAACUUUACGGCAAUACCAUGGGAUCACAUGGUGCCGGUGCAUGCGAUUGCUGCGGCGGAGGUGGCGGUGGUAGCUCAUCCACCGCUAGCAACAACGGCAACAGCGAUGCGCCGCAGCGACAACAACAACAAGCAGAGCAUAGCAACAACAACAGUCCACAACGACAACGGCCUCAGGCCCAACAGCAACAACAAGAACAUCCACAAUUUCCGCCGCACAUGUUCGGCGCCGCUGCCGCGCUACACCUGCGACGCGAGCGCGAGCCGCCACAACUGCCGCCCUUGCCCAUUGUACCCAUUAUGCCGCCGCGGCCACCACCUGCCCGGCAGCAAUCGCAACAUCACUUGGGCGUGCCGGCUGUGGCGAUAAUAGCGCCGCGCGGCAGUCGACACCAGCAAACGCAAGACGCGCAGAACAACAACAACAAUAACAUGGUUGUUGGCGGCGGUGGCGGCGGCGCCGCGCAAACGCAACACGCCAGCAUCGCGCACUACAUCAAUCAGGUGAAUAUGCAUAUGAAUCUCAGCAACAAUAACAACACUAAUACCGGCGGCACUGGCGUUGUUGUUGUUGGCGGCACCACCGGUGGCACAACUACGAACACGCUGAGCGUGAGCGUCACCAACGCCAGCGCACAGCACAACUAUAACAACAACAAUCACAUAUAUGUGAAUCCGCACUCGUACGAUAUGCAAACGGCGAGCGGCGCGGCACCGCGCACCCAACAAAACAACAAUAACGCCGCGAACACAACCACCAACAGCACCCAUAAUAACAAUUUGAAUAGGAGCAGCAGCAACAAUAACAUGCACACGAAUACGAACACCAGCAACACGAGCAUCUCGCAACACACCACCGCCACCGGUUCGACCGCAGUCGCCUUGCCACCACAACCACCAACAGCGAACGCGCACACGAAUCACACUCAACCACCGCCGCCGCAGAUCACCACCACCGGCGUCGGACCGCCGAACUUUGAUUGGCACUUCACGAACGGCAGCAGCAGCGCCGGCGCCUUUGGCGGUUUCGAGCUGACGCGCCAAUUCACCUCCUCCACACUGAGCACACUCAAUACAUAUCUAUUUCCGUGCGGCGCCGACUCCGCCGGCACCAUUGGCGGCGUUACGCUCAACAGCGGCAGUGGCUCGUGCGAUUUGGACAGCAACUUCAGUCAAAUGGUCGCCGGCAGCGAAGGCGGCGCCAGCUCCACCUUCAGCUCGGGCCUGGGCUUCAUCAACAAGCGGCGCAUACGCCGUCUCUUCGGUGUCGGCACACCGGAUCAUCGCUGCACUGGCGCGCAUGCCGCGGCUGUGCGGCGACGCAGCUCACCGCUGGUGCAUUUUCAAACGGCCGCUUUGGCUAAGAAGAAGCAACAACAAAUGGAACGCGAAGCAACUGUGGCAUCGGCAAAUGCGGCGCUGUUCGAACAGAAGAAGAAGAAAAAGAAGGAGAAGAAGAAACCGCCCGGUCCGCCGCCGCAAGUGCGCGCGCAGGCCUCGCGUCAAAUGGAAGAUCCGAUGAUGAAUCGCCCGCGUCGCCAAAACACGCCGAGCACCAAGAAGGACAAAGAGAAGGAGCAGCUAGAAUUUCAGUUGAAAAUAAUGCAACAGCUGCAGCAACAACAAUUACAAAAGCAACAGCAACAAGAUGUCGAACUGGACAUGGAGUAUAUCUAUGAGAAGUCUUUACCCAAAUUAAGCAGUCAAGACGAAGAAGGGGGGGCAGGUCAUGGGUAUGGUGGGGGGCCACAACACUUUGAACCCAUUCCUCAUGAUCAUGAUUUUUGCGAGAGAGUCGUUAUAAAUGUAAGCGGGUUAAGGUUCGAAACACAAUUACGAACGUUAAAUCAAUUUCCGGACACACUGCUGGGGGAUCCAGCUCGGCGAUUACGGUACUUUGACCCGCUUAGAAAUGAAUAUUUUUUUGACCGUAGUCGGCCGAGCUUCGAUGCAAUUUUAUACUAUUAUCAAAGUGGUGGUCGACUGCGGAGACCGGUCAAUGUCCCUUUAGACGUAUUUAGUGAAGAAAUAAAAUUUUAUGAAUUAGGUGAUCAAGCAAUUAAUAAAUUCAGAGAGGAUGAAGGCUUUAUUAAAGAGGAAGAAAGACCAUUGCCGGAGAAUGAGAAUCAAAGAAAAGUCUGGUUACUUUUCGAGUACCCGGAGAGUUCGCAAGCCGCCAGAGUUGUAGCCAUAAUUAGUGUAUUUGUUAUAUUGCUAUCAAUUGUUAUAUUUUGUCUAGAAACAUUACCCGAAUUUAAGCAUUACAAGGUGUUCAAUACAACAACAAAUGGCACAAAAAUCGAGGAAGACGAGGUGCCUGACAUCACAGAUCCUUUCUUCCUUAUAGAAACGUUAUGUAUUAUUUGGUUUACAUUUGAACUCACAGUCAGGUUCCUCGCAUGUCCGAAUAAGUUACAUUUCUGCAGGGAUGUCAUGAAUGUUAUCGACAUAAUCGCCAUCAUUCCGUAUUUUAUAACAUUGGCGACCGUCGUCGCCGAAGAGGAGGAUACGUUAAAUCUUCCAAAAGCGCCAGUCAGUCCACAGGACAAGUCAUCGAAUCAGGCUAUGUCCUUGGCAAUAUUACGAGUGAUACGAUUAGUUCGAGUAUUUCGAAUAUUUAAGUUAUCUAGGCAUUCGAAGGGUUUACAAAUUUUAGGACGAACUCUGAAAGCCUCAAUGCGGGAAUUAGGUUUACUUAUAUUUUUCUUAUUUAUAGGCGUUGUACUCUUCUCAUCGGCGGUUUAUUUUGCGGAAGCUGGAAGCGAAAAUUCCUUCUUCAAGUCCAUACCCGAUGCAUUUUGGUGGGCUGUCGUUACCAUGACAACCGUUGGAUAUGGUGACAUGACUCCCGUCGGGUUCUGGGGCAAAAUUGUUGGUUCGCUGUGUGUGAUCGCUGGUGUAUUGACCAUCGCACUGCCCGUCCCUGUAAUCGUCAGCAAUUUCAAUUACUUCUAUCAUCGCGAAACCGAUCAGGAAGAGAUGCAAAGUCAAAAUUUCAAUCACGUCACAAGUUGUUCAUAUUUACCUGGUGCAUUGGGCCAACAUAUGAAGAAGUCUUCUAUGUCCGAAUCAUCAUCUGAUAUAAUGGAUUUAGAUGAUGGCAUCGAUGCUACAUCAGGUUUGACUGAUCAUCCUGGCCGACAUUUAGCUCCAUUUUUGCGAGCACAGCAAUCAUUCGAAAAGCAACAAUUACAAUUGCAACAACAACAGAAUGGCUUGCGUGGCCAAACAAAUACACUGCAACUGCGUCACAAUAGUGCCAUGGCCGUCAGCAUUGAAACUGACGUCUGACUACUGGUAAAACACUUGGAAAACGGCCUCAAUUGGCAACGUGAAAAGCUGCGUUGGAUGCCAGAAACGUCAUCGAAAGCGGUCUAAAUCCGCUUCAGUGCAAAAUGAAGAAUCACUGCGGUUGAUGAGUAAGCAAAUGUUGCAAAAGGUAUAAACUGAAAAUAAGUAAAGAAACCAAAAACACAAAAAGAAACAACAAAAACCCAAAGUUAGCUCAUUGUUAACAAUGAAAAUACAAAAAGCGAAUAAUUUUUUUAGAACACAUUUAGAAAAUAUCAUAUUUAGCUACAGAAAAUUACCUAAAAUGCAAACAAACAACAAGCAGUAUAAGAAUUAUGAAAACAAAAACAAAACAAAAAAUUGUAACGAACAAAUUAUUAAAUGGGAACAAACUAUUAUAGAUUUAAUUUUUUUUGUGUAUUAGCGGCGAUAUUAGUAAAUCAAAUCAAACUAACAACAAUAUGUAUAGCGAAAUUCAUCGAGAUAAAGUCAUUAACAUUUUUAUUUAAUUUUUUCUUUCAGUAAAUUUUAUUCUAUUAUUUAAUGAAUAAUUUUCUAAUAGAAAAAUAUUAAACAUACAAACAGUUGUGUAGAGUGUGCUACUAAAUAUUGAAUGUGUGUGCACAUAGUAAGCUCAAAAAGUGCUUCAGUAUGAAUAAAUGACUGUCGUUGCUAAAGCCUAGUUUACAUUACAUCAUUAUAGACGCAGAACGAAUACAUAAGUGGCUAGUUUAUAAAUAUUUAUUUUAAUAUGAUCGUGUAUAGAAAUUGUUAAAAGGACUAGCGUCAUACAUGUGGUCGAUACCGAAGCAAACUCAAGCUAAGCAUUAUAAAGAUGGCAUAUUGCAACCCUGGCAUCAGCAAACAGCAGCUUAAAGCGUGUUUAAAUGGCCUUAAAGUCGAACAACAAGAAGUGGAAAUUGGCAACAGUGUUAUGCUAUGUGUUAAAUUCGUAAAUUCAUUUGCUUGACGUAAUGUUUUUAGGUAUAAAUGUUCAGCAAAAAGAACCCACUGGGUCUCAUUGAGUUUACUAUAACCUUUUAAAUGUCUUCGAUGACUUCCACAUUUUUUUGUGUUAGAGUUCUUUCAGAACAAUGAGAUUCUUGCACUAGUCAGUUGCUUUGAAAUUUUAUUUUUUUUACCAUUUUUAUACCCCGUAACACCCAGAAAAAACAUCGGAGACCUUCGAUAGUCGGUUUAGCAAUGAUCGUCUGUUUGCCCGACUGGUUUAAAGAUAUCGUUCUGAUAUUUUGCACAUAUUUUUUUGUCCCCAAAAAGCUGUUCAUUCUUCGGCAUUGCCGAUAUUGGACCACUGUAACAAGUCAAAACUCAAACAGGACGAUCAAAAUCAAGUUCUUAUAUAGAAAACGUUUUUUGUUUGACAAGAUAUCUUCACGAUAUUUAGCAAAAACUAGUAUUCAAAGCAGCGUUACAAUCUUCGAAGAAAUUUCUCAGAUCAAACUAAUAUAGCAUAUAGCUGCCAUACAACUGACCGAUCGAACUUGUACGAAAAACUCUUUUAGUUGCCAAAAUAUCUUCAUCACAUUUGGCACAGAUUAUAAUCCAAGACUUCGCUACAAUCUCCAAACAAAUUGUACAGAUCCAUAUUUUUCAUAUGCUAUAGCUAUAGCAUAAAGCUGUCAUACAAACUGAACGAUUGCGAUCAAGUGCUUGUACAGAAAACUUUUACAUAAAUUAUUCCCCAAGGCAGCGGUACAAUAUCCGAUUAGAUUGUUCAGAUUCGACCACUAUAGUUUAUAGCUGGUAUACAAAUAGCACGAUCAAAAUCAGAAUGAAUAUGUCUUUAUACCGUUUUAUGCUAAUAAUGUGUAUAUUAUAGCUUCGGUGCGACGGAUGUUAACUUCUUUUCUUAAUCUAUUAUCAUUCUAAAAUUUCUUGUCCUUAAUUCGCAAAGCUCUAGACUUGUUCGUAUGUUUUCUAAGAAAUUUUUUCUCUGAACGAAGAUUAUUAACUAUUAUAAAUUGCCUUAACACAUUUCAGCCAGUUACCCACACUCACACUUACACUCAUAUAGUCCACACAAACUCAUGCAUACAGCCAUAAGUACCAUAAAUUAAUCAAUAAAACUGCCGUUAUGUUUAAAAUAUAAAAUAAAAUACAAUGAAAUACAAACAAACUGCUCGUACUCGUACAUACAACAACAAAUAAUAAAAUAUAGAAUCAAAAUAAUGUAACAAAGCCUAAUAAAUAAAUAAAUUGCCGAAACAAAAACAAAAACCAAAACACAAAGCGUAAAUUUCAAUGCCACAAUAAUGAAAUCUUCUUUUGUAAAUACAAAAACAAUAAAUUACUGCAAAUACAAAUCUAAUAGUCAACUGCAACAAACGCUACUAAAAAAUUAACAAACAAAAAAAGCAAAAAAAAAAAAAAACAAAAACAAAGUAUCAGCAAACUUGUAAAUUAUAUAAAACUACUACAAUUAUAGCCAACAUAUUUUUUUUUUGUAAUGUUACUUUUAAUUAUGUUUUUUCUUCACUUUUGUUUAUCCUUAAUUUGUCUUUAAUAUUUCAUAAAGUAGUUUAGUACUUAGUACUUAGUAAAUGCGUUUAUUGUUGACUUUUAGCAAAAAUAUAUUAAAAUCUUCCAAAACUAUAAUUAAAUUAGAAUGCGUAGUGUAUAUGUAUGAGUGUAUAGCAUUAUCCGAAGCUCUUAUGUAACUCUUCCACUAUUAUAUAUGUAUGUAUGUAUAAAAAGGUUUGUAUCUAAUUAGAUGCUGCCUACUAAAUGUUUGUGUUCAUGCUGUAAAUUUAGUUGAAAAAUAUCAUAAAUUAUAUACAAGUAUGUUUGUAACUGCUGAACUGUUGCUGGAGUUCGUCCUUAAAAUCUCAUAAAAAGUUUAGUUUCAAGUAUUUAUUUAUUUUUUUUUUGUUUUCCUAAAACAUACUAUAAGAUAACUACAAUUAUUUGUUAGGUACGUCAUGCCUUUAAUUGUUUCGAAAAUCUUCUCUUAGAUAAACAAGAAAUUAUACCAAUUUAUUUCAUGGCCUUAAAGCUGAAAUUAUUUAGACUUCUGGUUAGCAAACCCUUUCGCUGUUUAAGUUGAACUAAAUGAAUUGAACUAAAACUGGAGCUUGUUCUGCAUUAAAGGUAUAAUUGGCAGCGAGUAAAAUUACGCUGAGCCGUGAGUGUUGUACGUGUCAUAGGACCUAUAAGCGUAAUGAGUUGCCUGCGUUCUCAUCCGGAUUCUUUUGUCUCUCAUUAUCGGAACAUUUUCUUUUGAUAUGCAUUCACACGAGUCCAACAAUUCCCUUUCACAUCACAUUCUUAAAGGGGUUUCUACCUUGUAAGUUCAAAAAAAUCGCAUUUUAUUCUUUUGAAUAAUCAAUUUGAAUGAUCAGAUAGAUAGUUUUUUUUUGCUCAAAACCACGUUUUUCGAGUCGGUAGAGGCAUAAAAAAUAAAUUAUUAAAUUAUUUGAGAAUUUUUUAGAUAUGUUCAUCCGGAAUUUUUGCAUCCGUGGUAUUAGAAACUGCUAAAAAUAUUCAUAACUGUUCUUAAAAAAAUAAUUUUUAACAAGAAAAGAGACAAAAAUCGAUUUUUUUCUCGAAAUAUUAUAAUUUUUGCAUUUUUUAUGUUUUUUCCAUUCUGGUGUAAGAAGGUAGAAAUUCCGCUUAAAUUCUUGUUCGCUGCAUAUAUGCGGUGUACAAAAAUAUUUUGGUUAGCUAAUUUUUAUCUUUUUUUCCCUUUCUAAAAUAUUUCUGCUGUUAUUUUAUCCAUAUAUAACAAAAUAUGUAUACUAAAAAUACAUAAUAAAAAUCAUAUUUCCGAACGUAUUGAAAACAAGCGGAAUCGCAACCAUGAAAAAUAUUUCAAAAUUGAAAGGAAUGCCGAAUUCAGCACGAACGGCACGGUCUUCCUUCUUUUUUCGUCUACAAAAAACCGGUUUGGGCGUCAAAAGAGUCCAUGUGUGAACGCAGUCUUUCCAGCAACUAUCGAUUACUCGCGAAAUUGUUUAUGCUUAUUCGAAGCGAAUAUUGGGCCAAGUUACUACUCUUUAUUUGUUAAAAGCGAGCUUAAACUCACUUUAAAAAACUUGAAUCUUGGUUUAUUCUGAGCUUAAGCUUCAUUUGUACAAAAUACACAAGUUCGCAUUCUUGCCUCUCUAGACAUAAAGCGUACUCAAAUGGGAUGUCAAAUAUAGACAGUUAUUAAACUUCUUUUCGAUGACAACCCUCAAAAGUCUGUUUUUUUUACUUUUAUUUAUAUUUCACUUAUUAAGGUUUUUAAUGUAAAAAAAAAAGUUUUUUGCGAAUUUAUUUCUAAAAUAUGGAUAGAGUCAUUUUAUUCGGACCUUUUGUACAUUAUUGAUUAUACUUUUGACAAUCUAGGGUAAUUUUUUCAUGCAGAAAUAUUUUAGCAUAAGCCGGUAACAGGGCUUCUCUCAGAACGUCUUGAGAAAAAAACCCUUGCAAUGUUCACCACUCGGCUGGAAAUUAUCCGACAUUAAAAACCAAGAAAAAUUUGUCAAAUUAAAAUCAAUUCCCCCCUCGUUCUCUGUUAUUUUUUUUUUCAUUUAAAAAUGUUUGACGACCAUUUAAAAUGAAAACUGCUGUUUUCAUAAAACAAAAUUUUAUUAAAAAAUUCCGCCAUUUUGUGUGUGGAAAACAUCCUUAAUGUAAAAAAAAAAUAUAUACGAAGGGGGGAGGUAUUUUAUAUGUUAAAAAUGUGUACAAAGUCUGAAAUGAAUCGGUCAAGCAGUUUUGAUAUGACAGUGAACACGGACUGUGAAAAAGUAGUUUUGAAACAAACGCGUCUAAAAUUUAUAAACUAACAAAGUGACGAAAAAAAAUUACCCUUCAUUGUCAAAAGUAUGCUCAAUAAAUGUUUACUUAAGAUAUCUCAAUAAAUUUCCGAGAUUAUGUAUAUCGUCACCUAAAAUGCAAAACAACGUAUUAUCAAAAUAUCAUGUUAUUUGUAUAUGUAGCAUAAAAUUUUCAGCUUCGUCGUCAGAUAUAAUAUAACCAAUAUAUAACCGUUUUAUAACCAAAACUAAAAUUUUGUUUCAAUAUGAGUGUAUGAUAACCAACAUAUAACCAUUUCAUAAUCAAAACUCAAAUUUAGUUUCAAUUUGAGUGGUUUCUAUUAUAUCGUUUUUCCUUCGCCUGUAAACUUAUGAAAAGUGAUGUUACGUUAUUUUGCAUUUUAGAUGACAAUAUACAAGAUUAGCACUAGUCGAUUUAAGCUAAAAAUCCCUUACUGUGGAUCAGAUCGGAUCAGGUUAUAUACUCCGAAAUUAGACAUGAAAAGUCUUUUUGACAAAAUAUAUUUUCCAAUAAAAUUCUGAGAGUUUUCCUUAAACUUAAAAGAGAAUUGGUAUAGUUAAAAUUUAAAUUUAAACGAAAUUAAACUUCCAGCUUUAAUUUUCGACAUAACCUUCUUCUAUGUGUAAACAAAAUAGUGUGUUGCUAACAAAUAAUGUUUCUUAGCUAAAUCUCUUUCAAAUAAUUUUUUUCGCAACAAGGAAAUCACCAGCUUCAUAUCUUUGCUUAUCUUCAUGGUCGAGGGUCUACUAAGAAUAAUUAUUCGCUAUAUUUUAGACCAAAGUCUCAAAAGUUUUUUUUGCAUUAUAUGGUAUUAUACAAGGAAUAGAGUCCUUCUUUUCUAUGGCUUCACAAAGAACUUUUUAGCAGUCCACGUGCAAUCUCUAUAGAUCAGCCAUCUAACAUAACCUAACCUAUUAUAAGAAUACAUCUUCCUUAUAUUUUAAAUAUUCUUAUCUAACAAUAUUAAUUGAAUCUGCCUUAUCAAAGCAGGGAGGUGCCUCUGAGCCUUCUUGCAGAACGCUAAAAUAUCCGAAAUAUGUUUGCUUUUGAUCUUUUUUUUCUAAAUAAAGCAGAAGUAUGCUUAUGUGCUUUAUUUAGAAAAAAGAAAUCGGAAGCUAACAUAUCCUAUUGAGUUUAAAAUAUCUUCGAAAUAUUGAAUUAUUUUUGGAUUUGUUUGAUCACUGAAUUCUUUUUAUUUUGAAUAUAAUUAAUUUUGGUUUCUCAAGUAAUUGAGUAAAUAUCAAAAGUAUAUAAAUCUAUAUAUAAAUAAUAAUAUUUUGGAUUUGUUAUUUGAAAGAAUGUGUAUCUCUUUUUGGAUUAUAUCAAAUUGUAUCUCAAUUUUUGUUCAGUAUAUAUUUUCCACAUUUUUAUUAAAACUUUAUACAAAUGCUUUUUUAAACAAAAACAAUUAAUUUUUCCAUAUUGUGGCUUAUAAAUAAUUUGCCUGUACGUGUGAGAAACACAUAUACAUGAAUGUUUACUUGUAAAUAUUUACUGUAAAAAGUAUGCAAAGAAAUGGACAAAAGGAGAAUAAUAAAUAUGCAAAGCAAAACAAAAUAAGAAGAAAUGGAGAUUAAAUAAAAAACAAUUCUGAAGUUAUCUAAAAGCUUUGAAUACCGUCCACGCCAAAAAUAAAAUAAAAAACUUAUCAAAAAAGUGUAAAAACCUAAAGGAGAAAGCAAGUAAAGAUAAUGCACAUAUUUUCGCUUUUUUUUAAAUAAAUUUUGGUGUAAAUGCGACAAAAAAUUAACAAAGAAUUUUUACUUUUUAUUGCAAAAAAAAUAUUUGUUUAUUAUUAUUUAUUAUUUAUUUUUUUUAUUAUAUUUAUAAAUGCUUAUUAUUUAAUUAAUUUUUAUUUUAUUAUUUUUAUUUUAUAAUUUUUUUCAAUUGCAAUUUAAUUUUUUUUUCAGUUCGAAAAUUCGUUUAUUUGUAGGAGAAAAAAAGAAAAAAAUAUUUUUUUUCAAUUGUCACAUCUAUUUUUUUAUUAUAAUUUUUUUUUUUAAUUUCGUUUAUUUGUAGGAAAAAUGUAAUAAAAAAAAUUGCUAAAACGCCAUAUGAUGCAUCAGUUUAAUUACAUAAUUAGAAAAACAACAUAUCGAUAUAGAAGUUUUGUGUAAUUUUUCGUUUAAGUUAUAAAAUCGAAAAUCAAAACAAAGAAAACUAAAACCGAAAAAUAAAAACAUGAAAACUGUGUAAAAUGAUAUCACACAAGAAUAAAAAUCAAUUAUGAAAUGAUGCGUGUUUAUAUUCUUAUUCCAAUUAUUAUAAAUUCUAGACAUCAAAUUAAAUGGAAAUGUGAAAUAAAAAUAAAUCAAUUAAGAAAUGGCUUUUUUAUUCAGAAUAUCCUAAGUAUAAAAGAAAAUAAUAAGAAGAAAACAAAAAAAAAACACAAAGCAAAGCAACUAAAAUUCAAUUAUAAAUAAAAUAAUUAUACAUACAUACAAAAUGCAAACACACACACAUAUGAAUAUCAAGUAUGAAAUCGAAGUAUUAGUGCGUGCAAAAAUCAAUUAAGACAAUUAAAAACAAAAAAAUAAAUAAAUUAUAAAUAAUAAAACUAAUAGAUAAUGAAUAUGAAAUAAUUUGUUAAAAAUCUUGCCAAACUAAACUAAAAUACGAUUAAAUGAACAAAUGAAAAUAAUAUCAAACUAAAUGAAUUAUAGCAAAUAAUAAGCGUAACUACACAAACAGCAAGCAUAGCGUCAAUUUCCAAUUUUAUUUAACUUCAAGCGAAAAAAUAAAGCAAAUUCAAUCAAAACAAGUUUCAAAUACAAACACGAUAUUUAAUAUAUGUAUACACACAUAUAAAGGCAAAAAGCCGAACAAAUUAUUGUAAUUAUUUUAUAGAGACCAACAAUUACAAAAAAGAGCAUUUCUAUGUACUUCUACUGAGCUUUGCUUCAUUUCGUCAAAUCGAAAGCACAAAAAUUGUCAAAAAAUGAAAACACAAAACUUAUUUUGUAAUAUUUAAGUUGCUUUUAACGAUUAUGCCCUGUAGAAAGUGUUUGAGAGCAACCUUUUUUGUGUUCUAGUUGGCUUGCCUGUUGGCCAGUUGGUAUGUCUGCAUUUAGAUUAAUGCAUAAACAUUGUGUUUUUUUUUUUGAAAAUUAAAAAAUCAUUAAUGUAUAUCCAACACCAAAUUUAGCCUUGCUUUGUUUCAUAUAUUUUCAAGGCUAAAAAUGUAAUUUAUACAUAUAUUACUAUAAAAAAAUAUGUAUGCCCUGUUCACAUUACAGCGUAAACCACUUAAUUUGCCUUCAAACAGCUUUAUAUCUAAAUAUUAAUGAUUUAAUUUCAGCUUAAUUUAUCAACCACUUUUUUGGACUAUAAUAAUUGUUAAUAAUCAAAGGAUGAUCAAUUUCGAGGUUACCCAUUUUUUUAAGAAAAAACACAGAAGCUUCAAGUUUAGUGGGAAAUGUUUAUUAUCAUUCGAAAGAACAUUCUUAGGCAUUUAUUUUUGAAGAUUAUCUCUUUCAAAUAUUGACCGCGGCUACGUCUCAGAUGGUCCAUCCGUUGAGUCCAAUUUUCGAUGACUCGUUCAAACAUUUCGGCUGGGAACUGUCGAAUGACACGCAUGAUGUUUUGCUCCAAGGCCUGAAUCGAAGCGGAAUUGUCUGCAUAGACUUUAGACUUUACAUAUCCCUACAAGAUACCAAAGGCUAACGGUAUGAUAUUACACAAUCCUGGUGGCCAAUUGACCGGCCCAAAACGAGAAAUUAUCUACUCAUCGAAGUAUUCUCUCAAUAAAUCCAUUGAUUGAUGCGAUGUGUGGGAAACACAUCUUGUUGAAACAAAAUGUCACCGAGGUCACGAACUUCAAUCUCAGACAUCAAAUAGUCGGUUAUCAUGGCGCGAUAACGGUUGACGGUUACGUUCUCACCGACAUUAUUUUUUGGAAGAAUUACUAUAUAUCGAUGAUUCCACCAACCCACAAACCACACCCAACCGUUGUUUUUCAUGAAUGAAAUGGCAAUUUCGUCCCAAAUGCUACAAUUUUACUUGUUUACAUAACCAUUGAACCAGAAACAAAUCUUAUCGCUGAACAAAAUUUGGUUCGAAUACGUCGGGUCUUCUUGGAACUUUUCAAGAAUACACAGAACGAAACGUAGCGGUUGGGAAGGUCGAACGGCGUCAGUUCUUGCACAAGCUGUAUUUUGUACGCUUAAGAUCUCGACUUAAAAUGCGUCAAGUCGUAAUCCAUACGACGGUCCGAGUUGCUCCGAACGGCGCCGAAUUGACUCUCCACGGUCUUCGUGUACACACUCAGCUACGGCUGCUAUAUUUUCUUCACUGCGUGCUGGACAUAGUCUAUUCGGUCGAAUAUUAUCCAAUAAUGAUAAUGAUGGGCUCAAGUUGGGUGAUUGGUUUUGCGAACAGUACGCUCAGUAGGCCGAUUAUGUUGACCAUAAGAUGAGCGAAGCGCGCGAAACACAUUCUUUACAGAACGGGAAUUUUCGUAAUAAAGUUGAGCGAUUUGUAACCAUUGUGCAGGCGUAAGUCUUUCCAUGAUGAAAUGCCAAGCAGAACUGAACAAAACUAACAUGACAGCAUGACGCGUGAUUUGUCAAAAAAUGGCUUUUAAAAAAAGUGGUACUUGGAUCACUCGUUUUAUCAAGAAAAGUUAUUUGGGAGAAUUUCAGAACUCGGACAUUAAUUACCCGGUUAAUAUGUAUAAUAGAAAAUUGGAAUUUUAAAUAAAAAAUAGGGCAACAUGGUUUCAAUUAAUUAAUUUAUAAUUUAUUUGUAUUAUUAUAUUAUUUAUUUCUUCCUAAAAAUUAAUAAAGGCAGAUUUAAAAAUAUUUUAAUUUAAAAAUUUGGAUUAAUAUUUUAAUUUUCUGUUUUUAAUUCCAAUUUUAGAUCAUUUUUAGAUUUCAAACCGGAAUUUGGAUUUAGAAAUCUUAAAAUUAAUUUUAAUUACGAUUUAAUUUAGCAAAAAAUAGUUUAAUUUAAUUUAUAUGUAAUGUUUUUAAUGUAUUCUUGACAACCUUGAUUACAACGCUCUUGCUACAGGGCAUUAUCUCAAAAAUUAUAUAUUUAAAGAGCAUUAUUUAUAUAAAAAAGACUGGUUAAGAACGAGAGAUAAUCUCAAAUUGCAAAAUUCAAAACAAACCAAUAUAAAAUUAAAAAAAUGUAUGUAUCUAUGAAAAAUGUUAGUUUUUAAUUUUGUAAAUAUUUAGUUUACUCACAACAACAAGAAAAAAAUAUUAAUUUCAUAAAACUUUGCUUUAAAACAAAUAGUUAAAGGAACAAAUGCCUAAAAAGCGAAUUAUUUGAAAACUGAAAACAAAUAUGCAAAAGAACAAUAAGAAAUGCAACAAAUGAAUAAUAAAGAUAAAUGCUUAUGAUUAUUGAUAGAAAACACACACAAAAUAAUACAAUAAUUUAGGAGAAUAUUAAAAAUACAAUAAAAACGCAUUUCCAUAACAAGCCGUGCAACUGCAAAACAAACCCAAAAUAAAUCUGAUUAUAACGCAGAAAACAAAAUGUAUACAAGCAAAACGAAAGAAAGCGCUGAAGAAGAAACUAUAAAGACGAAUAAGUAAAUAGCGAAAUAAACGAAGAGAACGACAGGAGAAAUCUAAGGAUACGCAUGUGAUAUAGAAACAAACAAAAAACGUAACGAAAAAGCAGUACCUAAAGACAAACGGGCGCAGAGAUGUAAAGAGGAAGGAAGAAAUUUCCGAGGAAUAGCUUUAGCGUAGACGGACGACGAGGCGGAAUUUCAAAUAAGGCAACAAACGAUCGGCGACAACAAAUAAAUAGUAUGCAAAAAUUCAAUAUUUACCACAAGUAUGUAUGAUUACAAUUACGUAAUGAAUAUGCGUAAAAACCAUUAUUAUUUAAAGCAAUAAUUCAAAUUCAAUUGAAAAAUUAUCAAAUUUAAGAGAAAUUGCAAUAAAUUGGCCCCAUUUACCCCUAGAGCCUUGCAGCGGCGCAGCGCGUGGCGUUUCAAACUCAAAAGCCAUCAACAAUUUAGGUAUCAUUCAAUUAAAAAAUAAAAUAAAAUGAAAUAAAAAAAAACACGAAAUCAUAAAUAUUAAAAACAAAAAUGCAAAAUAAA
Messenger RNA from Bactrocera neohumeralis, 16643 nucleotides. It is a transcript of the gene shaker, whose product is annotated as potassium voltage-gated channel protein Shaker. Gene Ontology annotation, molecular function: delayed rectifier potassium channel activity; protein binding. Gene Ontology annotation, biological process: potassium ion transmembrane transport; protein homooligomerization. The record is from RefSeq and is a predicted model, not a curated record. Gene Ontology annotation, cellular component: voltage-gated potassium channel complex; membrane. NCBI's taxonomy places the organism in Eukaryota, Metazoa, Arthropoda, Insecta, Diptera, Tephritidae. The transcript has 12 exons. The coding region runs from base 2528 to 5800 and encodes 1090 amino acids.